GGCGGCUGCGGCGGCUGCAGCUGCGCUGGGCGGCGGCGGUAGAGCGACCCCCGAGCUCUCCCCGCCCCCCGGACCCGGGACGGAGCUCCGAGCAGCCCCCGCCUCCGGGUUGCGGACUAUGGGCGAGGAGCGCUGAGCGCCGGGAGGAAGAGCCGAGGAUGAAGCGGAGAGCAUCGGAUAGAGGAGCGGGGGAAACAUCGGCCAGGGCGAAGGGUCUCGGAACUGGGAUUUCUGGAAACAACGCGAAGAGAGCCGGACCGUUUAUCCUAGGUCCCCGUUUAGGUAACUCACCAGUGCCAAGUAUUGUUCAGUGUUUGGCCAGGAAAGACGGGACAGAUGACUUCUAUCAGCUGAAGAUCCUCACACUGGAGGAGAGGGGGGACAAAGGGAUAGAGACCCAGGAGGAAAGGCAAGGCAAGAUGCUGUUACACACCGAGUAUUCUCUGCUUUCCCUCCUCCACAAUCAGGACGGCGUAGUUCACCACCACGGGCUCUUCCAGGACCGAGCCUGUGAAAUCACCGAGGACUUGGAAUCCACCCGGAUGGUCCGGAAAAUGAAGAAACGCAUCUGCCUGGUCCUCGACUGCCUCUGCGCUCACGAUUUCAGUGACAAAACGGCAGAUCUGAUCAACCUCCAGCAUUACGUCAUUAAAGAGAAGAGGCUCAGCGAGAGGGAAACGGUGGUGAUAUUCUACGACGUGGUACGAGUGGUCGAAGCAUUACACAAGAAAAACAUUGUGCACAGAGACCUGAAACUGGGAAACAUGGUGCUAAGCAAAAGGACUCACAGGAUAACCAUCACCAACUUCUGUCUCGGAAAGCACCUGGUGAGCGAGGACGACUUGCUGAAAGAUCAGAGAGGGAGCCCGGCCUACAUCAGUCCAGACGUCCUCAGCGGCCGGCCGUACCGGGGGAAGCCGAGCGACAUGUGGGCGCUGGGGGUGGUGCUGUUCACCAUGCUGUACGGACAGUUCCCCUUCUACGACAGCAUUCCUCAGGAGCUCUUCCGCAAGAUCAAAGCCGCAGAGUACAUGAUCCCCGAAGACGGGCGGGUUUCUGAGAACACAGUGUGUCUCAUCCGGAAACUGCUGGUCCUCGAUCCCCAGCAGCGCUUGGCAGCCUCCGAGGUCCUGGAUUCCCUCAGCUCCAUCAUCGCGUCGUGGCAGUCCAUGUCCUCCCUGAGCGGGCCCCUGCAGGUGGUUCCCGAUAUCGAUGACCAGAUGAACGGCUCGGAGAACGCCCAAGAGGCCAAGGUGACGGAAGAGUGUUCCCAGUACGAGUUUGAGAACUACAUGCGGCAGCAGCUGCUGCUGGCGGAGGAGAAGAACUCGCUGCCUGAGGCCAAGGGCUUCCUGCAGAAGCGCCAGUUCGGGAACAUCCCCCCCGUGCGGCGUCUGGGCCACGACGCCCAGCCCAUGAACCCGCUGGACGCUGCCAUCCUCGCCCAGCGAUACCUUCGGAAGUAGCCCCCGGAUCCCCGGGCCCCCACGCAGCACAAGCGCCGUCCGCCUCCCGGACUCGAGAACAACAGCAAUAGCAGGGGCCGCCCCCGCCCCGAGAGAAAUGUAGCAGUUUGACCUAAGCUCCGGGCCGGGCCCACGUGUUCCCUCACUCCCUCGUGGCUGUGGAGAGAGAGAGAGAGCGGGAGAGAGAGAGGACUCCAGAACGCAUUUCGGAAGCAACACUCGCACUCACACUGUGCUGUCUCCUGGAAUGAUUUUUUUUUUUUUUUUAAUCCGGAAGCCUAGACAAUUAAUCUGCUUUUAAUCAUGACUUUUUAAUCUACCUCUGUCUUUUUAACCGUGCCGUUCUCUGGAGCAAAUAGAACGGAAGAGCAAAGGAGCCCUCAGAAACCACCAUCGGCAACACAGCGGGAGUCUUGGCCUGCGAGGCCCUCGAGCCCGGGGCGGCGCCCACGCCAGCGGGCAGCCGGGGGACAGCCGGGGGCGACCGGGCCACCUGGGUGGAAUAAGCUUCUUGUCGUCUCCGGGUUUUAGGCAAGCCUACCCAUUUCUGAAAACCUCUCCCUCCCCCUCCAAGACCCUCUCCUCCUCCGCCUCCCGUCCGUGUCUCUCCCCACCAGAGCCCCCGUCACUCCCUCCCACUUCGACAGACCUUUGUCUCGUCUUAAGCCUGGUUCAAAUAUAUUUAUUUUUGAUAAA
Ornithorhynchus anatinus (platypus) is the source of this 2162-nucleotide messenger RNA. RefSeq names its product serine/threonine kinase 40 (gene STK40). Gene Ontology annotation, molecular function: protein kinase activity; ATP binding. Lineage: Eukaryota; Metazoa; Chordata; Mammalia; Monotremata; Ornithorhynchidae. The coding region runs from base 159 to 1466 and encodes 435 amino acids. The transcript is spliced from 11 exons. The record is from RefSeq and is a predicted model, not a curated record. Gene Ontology annotation, biological process: protein phosphorylation.